Messenger RNA from Salvia miltiorrhiza (redroot sage), 1963 nucleotides. RefSeq names its product protein Brevis radix-like 2. The record is from RefSeq and is a predicted model, not a curated record. The coding region runs from base 457 to 1581 and encodes 374 amino acids. The transcript is spliced from 5 exons. Lineage: Eukaryota; Viridiplantae; Streptophyta; Magnoliopsida; Lamiales; Lamiaceae.
UUUAAUUAGGUUGAAAGCAAAGACAAGUUGGAACUCACACUUGCUCUUCCCUUCUCCCUCUUCUGCCACCUCUUUCGCAUCGGAAACCCCACAAAUCUUAACAGCUUCUCUGAUCCAGCGAUCCUUUCCCCACCAUUUCUUUAUUCUCUCUCUUCAUUCCGCUCUCUCACUCUUUUCCACCUGUGAGCUGUGACUUGUGAAGAGCAAGUAAGAAUAUUCAAUUCCCCCAUUUUCUUGAUCUACGCUGCGCUUGCACUCUCCCUCUCUAAACUCCUCACAACCUAUGUUCUCUGCGGCCACCUCGAUCACUCCCCAAACUCUCCAUUCGAAGAGCCAUUUCUCACAAACACGCACCAAAUGUCGCGCCCCACCACACAAUCCCUAUCGCCAUUUCUCACACUUCCUGAUUUUCUAGGCUCAUAAAUUUGCUACCCUUCCUUUCGUUUUAUACCACCAAUGUUGACCUGCAUAGCUUGCUCCAACUCCAAGCAGCUCGAAACCGACGGAUCUCUCCGCCAGCCGCCGCCGGAGGAGGAGGAUGACAACGCCGCCGUCACUCCUUCCACCAAGCAAGCCAUUAAAUCCCUCACCUCCCAGAUCAAGGACAUGGCGGUGAAGGCAUCGGGGGCGUACAAGAACUGCAAGCCGUGUUCGGGCACCUCGGGCCCGAAACGGGGCCGGGCCUACGUGGACUCUGACGCGGGCUCGGUGUCCGGGAGGUUCUACGGCUCGUAUCGGAGGACAGCUAGCUUGAGCUCGACGCCGCGGCUGCGGGGGAAGGAGCUUGAAGCCAAGCUAAAAGCCCUCUCGAGCGGCUCGGCUACGCCGGCUUCAGUGAGCGGUAGAACCGAGUCGUUGUUCAUGGAGGAAGACGAGCCGAAGGAGUGGGUGGCUCAAGUCGAGCCAGGGGUUUUGAUUACAUUUGUUUCAUUGCCUCAGGGUGGAAAUGAUCUAAAGAGGAUUCGAUUUAGCCGAGAGAUCUUUAACAAGUGGCAGGCUCAACAAUGGUGGGGAGAGAACUAUGAUAAAGUAAUGGAACUGUACAAUGUUCAAAGGUUUAGUCAUCAUGAAGCACCGCUGUCUACUCCACCACUGUCUGAAGAUGAGAACUUAAAACUUGAAUCUGCUGAGGACAGCCCUGUGACACCUCCAUUGAGCAAAGAGCAUCUACCCCGUCACUUCUGUCGGACAGCAGGAGUGGGUUAUUCAUCAUCGGAAUCAGUAGAAAACAACCCCAUGAAACCUGGAAGUUACCACGAGUCAGCUGGUCCUAAUUCAACUCCAAAGCUCUCCAGCAUCAGCGCUGCUAAAACCGAGACAUCAUCUGUAGAUGCUUCUGCACGUUCGAGUUCAUCUAGGGAGAUUGAUCACUCUGGAGAACUGUCUGUGAGCAAUGCUAGUGAUUUAGAGACUGAGUGGGUUGAGCAAGAUGAGCCUGGAGUCUACAUUACUAUUAGAGCUUUGCCUGGCGGUGCUCGUGAGCUUAGAAGAGUCAGAUUCAGCCGUGAAAAAUUUGGAGAAACGCAAGCAAGAGUGUGGUGGGAAGGAAACAGAGCCAGGAUUCAACAGCAAUACCUGUAAGCUUCUAAAUAAAGUAGGUGAAACUCUCCACUAUCUUGAAUUCUUUUGCAAGUAGGUUUCUAUAAAGAUUCAUUGCGUUGCAUUUUCUCCAUGGUUUCUUGUACAAGUUUCACCCUCUGGUCACUUGGGCUUGUCUGAGUUUUGUGAUUGAGAAUUACACACGCAAAUCGCUUCGUCUCUGGCCGUAGUUUUUGAUUUACAUUGAAAGCAUGGGCAGCUACUUUGGUGGUGGAAUGAAAGUUGGUUUGCAAAAUUUGUGGAGUUGCUGUGUAAAUGGUCGGAUAAAUCGAGUUUGUUGUUACAACCCCUGUAUUGAUCUGGCCGUAGAAGUAGUUAGAUCUCUGAGAAUUUUCCUAUAUUUUGAUGUCAUUUUGCGAAGCUA